Hypanus sabinus (Atlantic stingray) is the source of this 5154-nucleotide messenger RNA. RefSeq lists its product as uncharacterized. The record is from RefSeq and is a predicted model, not a curated record. The transcript is spliced from 3 exons. Bases 491 to 4654 code for a protein of 1387 amino acids. NCBI's taxonomy places the organism in Eukaryota, Metazoa, Chordata, Chondrichthyes, Myliobatiformes, Dasyatidae.
CUGCGCUUGCGGAGCAUUGUUCCAUUUGAAAGAGCCCGGAAAAAAAAAGUUGCGAUAGAACUUCAGCAUCAGUUCCCGCUUGGAUUCGAAGCGAUCAAACGAAUCCUCAAGAGCACAGAGCGCCGGCGAGACAUUCAAUUCGCACUAACGGAAGUUGAAGGCAGCGCAGGGGGUGGGACCAAAGAAUUCGCCCCACCAUUGUCACCAGACUCUAACUGUGUGUGCUGUCCAAAUACUGAGCGGAAGACCCGAUUGCUCCGAAAUUUGAAUUGCAAUAUUAGCUGUGCAGGAUCACAGGACGGAAGGCCAUUCGGGCCAUCCUGAAUUGGCUGUCCAAUUUCUCCCAUUCAACAGAGACCAAACUGUACUGUUCCAGGCGUGCCAAGGAAGACCUGUGCUCGGUGGGAUGUCGGCUUGGGGAGUGGAGACAUUUGACCAAAUGUCUGGGCGGUGACCUGACUGUUGGGACUGUGCAGCCCGCGGCUGGCUCAUGCUUCGCCUUCAUUUCUCACUGGCGGCGGCUCGGAGCGCUCCCGUGAAUGGCGCGGGCACUAGCACCGGCAAGAGUCUGCCCCGGGCACUGGGAGCUCCGCUGCCCGCUCGUCCGAGCCCGACUUCUGGCGGCGUGACAGCAAAGGGUGGCGGCGAGCCAAGGCGGCGGCGGGAAGAAAGGGAGUGGCGAAAGGACACGGAGAACAGCGGAGGGGGCUCAGUGUCCGGAGCGAACUCGGAGGCGGGGAGCAUGGUGAGGAAGGGCCAGAGCUCGGGCACCCCUCGCCGAAUCUGCGCCGACGCAGAGGAAAAUCAGGCGGACGAGAGUGACCAUUCGGGUUACGACACGGCCGUCGGCUACUCAGAUUUCUACGAGAGCUUCAGCGAAUGUGCGGAAUCUCCUCCGAGCAACGGCGAUGCUGGCACGGAAGAUUUGCGCUCGUGUUUGGGGUCGCAAGCGGGGUGGAAGGCGCCGGUCUCGAACUCGGAGCCAGACGGGAGCUCCUCCUCCAGCGUGCUGCUGUGGGAGCAUAUGCAGCCGUGCAGCGGCGACGAAGCACAUUACAUCAGCACCCAUGAGAUUCAGCUCUAUGAACUGGACCACGAUGGCGAAUGCGAGCUCGGUGCCGGCUGGGAUGAGGAGGGGAGCAGCGCCUGUUACUCCUGCAGAGAUAGCAGCUCCUUCGAGAGCGACACAUCCGAGGGAAGUUGCCGGACCCCUUUGGGCACAAGUGGCGUCGGUGAUCUGCCCCCGGCUUCUGACGCCGUCUCCCCCAUCCGGCCAGUUACCGGCGUCCGGGACACUAGUCCGCUGAAAAGCCGGCCUGAGAGCGAAGAUUCUGCCGAACGACUUCACUUGUCUAUCCAGGCCGAUUCUCACGCCGGAGGCGAACAGAAUGGAGCUCAAGAAAAGAGAAACUCGCCCGCCGCCAAUUUCUCGGAAUCGGGGGAUCAGUGCAAGACCAAAUCUCAAACAGUGGGAGAUGACGCUAAGGAUGUAAAUUCUCACCGCAAUGUCCCUCCUAGUGCCGGGACAAAACCCUUUUGGAAAGCCUUUGGGAAUUCCAGUGGAACUUCGAGUGCUGUCAGCGAGUUGGACGACGCGGAUAAGGAAGUGCGCUCUCUGACGGCUCGGACUUUCCGCAGCCUUGCUUGCGCCGGUGACGAAUAUCUCGACACUUUCAGCGCCGAUUGCAGGACAUCAACCGAGCAGUCGUCGGACGAGAUCGUUCCGCUUAACCGCUGCGCCACUUACAUCGACCUCAAGUGCCGCAACACUGCGGGCGAGAAAGGGCAGGUUGAAUUUCCGACCAAAAGUGCAAAAUUAGGCGUUAGGCAAGGAAGCGGAAACCAACGUGAGGAAUCAACGCACCUUCCUACUCCCGUUAACGCGAAACAUGGACACCCGGCGGACAUGCAAACCUCCAAACAGCAACUGCAUCUGUCCGGGAAAUUUGAACAGAUUGGAUCCAGGGUUAUAACUUUAACCGAGACCUUAAACUUCAGAUACGAUGUCAAGGAGCACAUCUCAGGCAGGCGAGAGAGCGAAAGGCGAGUGGAGUUGGCCCGAGGUGUGGUCGGAUCGCGUUGCGCCGAUGAGGUUACCGAGUGCACGCCAAGGGAGGAGGGAGGCGAAAGCAGCAGGGGGAUCAGCAAGACAGCGGAGGCAAUGGAUGGCGCGCAGAAGAAAUCCAAGUUCGCCUCCAAUCUCUUGCAAAAUGUCAUCUGGAAGAAAAUGCAAUUCGAACAGGAGCUCAAGAUGGAGCGGGGGGAGAUUACCGACACAUCGUUCGCCGGUCGAACGAGUCCAUCUGCCGCCGAAUUUCCUAAGGCGCCUCCGUCGCAGCGUGAGGUGGAACCGAAUUCCAACAGGCUUUCCGGCGGAAGCGUGGAAACUUCCCCCGUCCCGGGGGAGAGCGGCGGAGAAGCUGCGCCUUGUGACCACCCUUCGGCGCCAAGCAACGCCCGGCUGACGACAGGUGAGUCCGGGGACGGGUGCAAGGGCACAUUGCAACGGAGUCAGCACAGCGCUUUCAGGUCGUGGAAGGAGGGUGAGCAGCGAACGCCCGGUCCCGGCAGCAAGCCGGCGCAGCGCGUCCGUGCGGAAAUUGGUGGCCACCCGCACUGCAAAGAUACCAAAAUGUCUCACCUCUUUGUGCCCAGCAUCCAUAAGGCUCCCGGCAGCGGCAGAAGCGAACCGCUGGCGGCCAACGUCAAAAACACGUUGACGGAGGGUGAGCAAAUCCGGGCGGCGGGUGGCGAUGGCAACAUCCCUUCCAGGUCGCCCGAGAUCAAGAUCCGACUGAGGAACGUUAAGGGCGGAGGGCAGAGCCCGUUCAGCAUCGCUAAGCUGCUGACGCCCAAGCUGACGGGCAGCACCGGCGGCCCAAGCAAGGGGACGAGCGAUGGCAGGUGUCCGGCGGCGGGCGGGGAGCGCGCAGACGACGGCCGUGUGCGCGCGCCCCCCUUCACAGUGCGCGAUGUUCGCGACAACAUCCACAAGUUGCAGGCGCCCAUCCACCAGGUGAGGGACGUGAGGAAGCUGGUGAAGAGCUCCUACCAUGUCAUGACGCUAGACGGCGGUGGUCUGGGUCCGAGCCCGGGCGUCGAGCCGGCGGCCGAGCAGCGAGGGGGCGGGGGCGGGGGCGGUAGCGGAGCCCCACUGCCCAUCGUCAUCAAGUGUCAGGCAGUCAGCAGAAAGGAGCUGCCCGGAGUCCGGCCUGAGGUCGAGGACGCUGAGCCUGCCAUGAAGAACGGUUCCGUCUUCGUGCACAGGGCGUCGGGGCGCCUUCCACUCCACGAGGCGGCGGGCAGCCGGGGUCCGGUGGGGAGUCCGCCGGCGGCAGAGAAACGAGGAGGAGGCAGCGCCAGGGCGGCGAGCAGCAACCAGCUGGCGCUGGAGAAGCUGACAGCGGCCGUCCGGACCAUGGAGCAGCUCUAUGUCUUCGACAACAAUGAAUGGAGGCGCAAGAACGAGAAGGGCCCGGGGCCCGGGCCCCUGGCGGGCAGUCAUGUGCUGUCGCUAAUUGCCAGCGAGGAGUCGUCGAGCUCGAGUGCGGUUGUCACGCCGGGCGGCGGUGGCCCACCCCGGGCCGAGCAGGAACACCUUCCCUCCAAGGAGGCGACGCGCACGGCUGUCAGGCCACCGCCCGCCCCGGUCGUCACCGCCGCCCGAUGUCAGGACCGCGACCCACCCAAACCUCCGCCGACUCUCCCUUCCGUUCCGCCAGCGGCGGGCGGGGCCGCCCGGGGCGUCAUGCCGCAACUCUUCGCCGUGGCGCCGGUCGCCCCGCAGCCCUCGCCGUUGGCCGCCGGCAAGAAGGCUGUGGUCGGGUCGCCGCCGGAUCUUCGCCCCUUGCAUACGCUGCCGCGUCCGGCUCAGGAGGAGAGCGAGAAGACCGGCAAGGCGGUAUCCCAGCAGAAGCCGCCCCUUCCCCCGCCGCCGCCCGAACACGAGAACUACCUGACCAUCCCGGUGAAGAAGCCACCCGCCGCCGCCCGGGAGCCGUCGCCUCCUGUUGUCUACCAGCAUCAGCAGGCUCAGCUCGUUCGCCUCACGCCGCCGCUCAGCCCAGGCAAGGUGCAACCGGUGCCGCCCGUUCUGAUGGACAGCCCCACGAUGCCUUAUUUCCCCAUGCCGCAGACCCAGCGGAGGAUGUUGCUGGACCCCGCCACCGGCCAGUACUACCUGGUGGAUACGCCUGUACAGCCCGCCCGCAGGCGGCUCUACGACCCAGAGACUGGGCAAUACGUGGACCUCCCGCUGCCUCAACAACCGGUGGCCCCUAUGCCAGUGCCCAUGUCACCUAUUGCAAUCAACCCUGGCACCUACGGACCCACCUACAUGAUCUACCCUGGUUUCCUGCCGCCGCCACCAACCAUGCUGCCCACCCUUCCACCCGCCCCGGAUACAGAAUACAGCGAGGCCGGCAAAGCCAGUAGCGUCCCGAAGCCUCAAACCGAACCCCAAUACUUGGAGAGUCCCUAUUACUUCCCAACGGGGAAAUCCAUGACCAGCGGCCAGACCACGACGGGUAGGGUUUGUAAGGGGCCGUCGGAGGCGAAACCCGUUAUCAGCAUCACUUCCCAGCAGGGACCUCGGAUCAUUGCCCCCCCUUCCUUUGAUGGAACGACCAUGAGUUUUGUAGUCGAGCACAGAUGAGAGGACUUCCCAUGCCCCAUGAGGAGAUGAGAAUGAAGAAAUUUGUAAGAAGAUUGCUUUGCAAAGCAAGGAAACUUUUUUAAAACAUCCUUAAUAUUUUCCUAUUCUAAAAUGUAGUUAUGUGUGUUUACUAUAAUUGCAUUACUGUUCAGAAUAAAACCAAGCUUCCUUUUUUUUGGAAACAUAUACAAAGGUUAUUUUAUGCCAAAUCAUUGAUGCUUACAACCAACACUCAACACAGUUUUAAAAAUGGUUUGUAAAUGGAGUAAAGUUUGUGUGUUACAGCACUUGAGCUGUACGAGGGUCAAUGCAGUGAGCACUUGAUAAGCUAAUGUCCUGCUUUUGAACAUUCAGCAAUACUCAGUGAUCCUGCCCGAAAGUGUGCUUGUUCUGUAUUUGCAAUGCCAGAGGACUCGAAGAUACUAUUGCAGUCAAAACCUUAUUUAUUUUCUCUGAUAAACUGUAAGAAACAAGAAAGUAAAGGAUAAUGUUGUCUGCUU